Pomacea canaliculata is the source of this 738-nucleotide messenger RNA. Its product is annotated as eukaryotic translation elongation factor 1 epsilon-1-like. The coding region runs from base 113 to 634 and encodes 173 amino acids. NCBI's taxonomy places the organism in Eukaryota, Metazoa, Mollusca, Gastropoda, Architaenioglossa, Ampullariidae. The transcript has 6 exons. The record is from RefSeq and is a predicted model, not a curated record. Gene Ontology annotation, cellular component: nucleus; aminoacyl-tRNA synthetase multienzyme complex; cytoplasm. Gene Ontology annotation, biological process: positive regulation of DNA damage response, signal transduction by p53 class mediator.
AUCUCCCUUAGCUCCCCCCCCCACCUUUGUUUCGGCCGCUCUCCUAGAAACCAGUCAUAAUUUAUACCAUACGCAUUAUUUUGUCUUUUAAUGAGCCAUAUGUAUCGACAUAAUGAGUAACGUGAUAGAACUUCGUGCUGUUUGCGAAUACUUCCAGUCACCUGUCAAUACGACUUCCUUUUCAAAAAAGGAAGGCCAUGGGCCACCAUCAUUCAAAACUCAGCAUGGUGGAUCUUUGAAUGGUGCAGCAACGAUAGCAAGGCACUUCAGCAAGCUAGGAAAACGUCAUAAUGAAGUCAGCAUAGAAGAUCAGGCAUGUAUAGAUCAGUGGCUUGAAUAUCGAUGCUCUCAGAUCGAUAGAUGUGGACCUCAGGGAGUUCCUGUCACUCAGGUGCUUGAGGAACUGGACAGCUUCAUUGCAGAUAAAGUAUUCUUCGUCUCUGAUCACCUCACGCUGGCAGAUCUUUUUCUCUACCAUGGACUGCACAGCAUUUUUGGCAAGCUGACAUUCCAAGAGAAAGAAAAGUAUAUUAAUCUGUCACGCUGGUUUGACAAUGUUCAGCAAGAUGCCAGUCUUCGUCAAAAUCUCCUUGUCCUACCUUUCUCCAGGUCCUCUUUGUAUACAAGUGGAUAGAUGUACAAAUGGAUGCAGGGGUCAUGUUGAACUGAUGUAAUGUUUUGGACAAACUUUUUACAUUAUGUUCAUGAUGUAAUUCAUUAAAAUGAUCAGUUUUUACA